This is a messenger RNA of Nanorana parkeri, 491 nucleotides long. It is a transcript of the gene ZNHIT1, whose product is annotated as zinc finger HIT-type containing 1. Gene Ontology annotation, molecular function: nucleosome binding. NCBI's taxonomy places the organism in Eukaryota, Metazoa, Chordata, Amphibia, Anura, Dicroglossidae. Gene Ontology annotation, biological process: chromatin remodeling. The record is from RefSeq and is a predicted model, not a curated record. The transcript has 5 exons. Bases 2 to 463 code for a protein of 153 amino acids. Gene Ontology annotation, cellular component: Swr1 complex.
UAUGCUGGAGAAGAAAAUCUCCGUGCGCUCCAAUGACCCCUCCCUGAGGCGGGUGUUGGAUUCCGCCACCCGCCAGCGCCGCCUGAACCGCCAGCUGGAAGCUUUGGAAAAGGACAAUUUCCAGGAUGACCCCCACGCCAACCUGCCGCAGCUCAAGCGCCUGCCGCAGUUCGAUGACGACGCCGAGACCGGCAAGAAAAAGAAGAAAACCCGAGGAGACCAUUUCAAACUGAGAUUCCGGAAGAACUUCCAGGCACUUCUAGAAGAACAGAAUUUGAGUACCAGUGAGGGACCCAAUUACCUGACGGCCUGCGCACUUCCGUCAAACUUCCCCCAGCGUCAUUUCUGUUCCGUGUGCGGGUUUCCCUCGAAUUAUUGCUGUGUGUCAUGCGGAGCGCGGUAUUGCUGCGUGAAGUGUCUGGGGACGCACCAGGAGACCAGGUGUCUGAAGUGGACGGUAUGAGACCUCCCAUCGCUGUACAGUGUAAAUA